This is a messenger RNA of Marasmius oreades (fairy-ring Marasmius), 921 nucleotides long. RefSeq lists its product as uncharacterized. The transcript is spliced from 15 exons. Gene Ontology annotation, biological process: carbohydrate metabolic process. Gene Ontology annotation, molecular function: hydrolase activity, acting on carbon-nitrogen (but not peptide) bonds. The coding region runs from base 1 to 921 and encodes 306 amino acids. Lineage: Eukaryota; Fungi; Basidiomycota; Agaricomycetes; Agaricales; Marasmiaceae. The record is from RefSeq and is a predicted model, not a curated record.
AUGACAGAUAGCAAACCUAAACGGGUGCUGGUAGGAUUUGGGGUAGAUGUCGACGCCGUAGCUGGUUGGUUAGGCUCUUAUGGCGGAGAAGAUUCUCCCUUGGAUAUAUCGAGGGGAGUGUUCGCUGGGGAAGUUGGAGUUCCUCGUCUUUUGAAGUUAUUCAAGAAGUAUGAUAUCAAGACAACAUGGUUCAUUCCCGGUCAUAGUCUGGAGACAUUCCCAGAGCAGAUGGCUGCAGUCAGAAAUGCGGGUCAUGAAAUCGGGCUACAUGGUUACUCUCACGAGAACCCAACGGCGUUGUCAGUUCAGCAGCAAUCUGAUAUUCUCGACUACACGUACGACUUGUUGACCGCCUUUAAUGGCGGGGUUCCUCCCAAGGGAAGUGUUGCGCCGUGGUGGGAAACAAGCAAGGAAGGUAUCAAUUUGUUGUUGGAGAAAGGGAUUGAGUACGAUCAUUCCAGCAUGGCACACGAUUGUCAAGCCUACUACAUGCGUGACGAAGAUUUCUGGACAAAGAUCGAUUACAGUCAGACUGCGGCAACGUGGAUGAAACCACUUGUGAGGGGGAAAGAGACCGGUCUGGUUCAAAUUCCCGCGAACUGGUACCUCGAUGAUCUCCCACCCAUGAUGUUCAUCAAAUCUAGUCCAAACUCCCAUGGCUGGGUCAAUCCGAGAGAUCUGGAACAGAUGUGGAAGGACAUGUUCACUUAUUGCUACCGAGAAGAAGAAGAGUUUAUAUUUCCAAUGACGAUACAUCCCGAUGUUAGUGGACGGCCUCAAGUCCUGUUGAUGCUGGAACGGUUCAUUGAUUGGGUGAAUACGCACGAGGGCGUUCAUUGGGUGCCAAUGAUCCAGAUGGCAGAGGAGUUCAAGCAGAAGAAUAAACCCAAGGAGGGGGUCAAGUUGCCGAGAAUUGCUUGA